Messenger RNA from Gigantopelta aegis, 1437 nucleotides. Its product is annotated as probable D-lactate dehydrogenase, mitochondrial. Lineage: Eukaryota; Metazoa; Mollusca; Gastropoda; Neomphalida; Peltospiridae. Gene Ontology annotation, molecular function: FAD binding; D-lactate dehydrogenase (cytochrome) activity; D-lactate dehydrogenase (NAD+) activity. Gene Ontology annotation, cellular component: mitochondrion. Gene Ontology annotation, biological process: lactate catabolic process. The record is from RefSeq and is a predicted model, not a curated record.
AUGGAGGGUGUGUACGUGUUUUUCUACAUUGACAACAUCCCCUGGUCAUUACAAUGUAAUUAUGACGUUAUCCAUCAAAAAUUAGAAAAUAUAGUGGGUAAAAAUAAUAUAUCAAUAUCUCUGGCUGUUAGAGAACACCACGGCAAAGAUGAGUCGUAUCAUUUCUGUCUACCUCCUGACGCAGUUGUUCCAACAAGUGUUGAACAUGUCAGUGAUAUAUUAAGAUUAUGCAACCAGGAACGCAUUCCUGUAAUUCCAUUUGGUACAGGAACGGGUCUAGAAGGAGGAGUGGGUGCUGUUCUGGGUGGUGUUAGUAUGGACUUGACUAAAAUGGAUGCCAUCACUGAAGUCCACCAAGAAGAUUUUUAUGCAUCAGUUCAACCUGGUGUAACUAGACAUAAUUUGAACAGUUAUAUAAGAGAUACUGGACUUUUUUUUCCAAUAGAUCCUGGAGCAGAUGCAUCUCUAUGUGGAAUGGCUGCCACAAGUGCAUCAGAAAAUGCAGUGAGAUAUGGUACUAUGAGAGAGAAUGUACUGAAUCUUCAAGUUGUUCUAUCUUCUGGAGAAGUACUUUAUACAGCAGGACUUAAAGGCAGAGCUCGGAAGACAUCUGCUGGCUAUAACUUGACCAACCUCUUUAUUGGGUCUGAAGGGACAUUAGGUGUCAUUACAGAGACGACACUUAGACUUUAUGGCAUCCCUGAAUCAACAAUAUCUGCAGUGUGUGGAUUCCCUUCAAUAGAGAGUGCUGUAAAUACAACUGUUGAAGUACUCCAAGCUGAUCCAGUCGCUAGGAUAGAGUUUUUAGAUGAGCUCUCUUUAGAAGCAGCAAAUCGGUUUUCACAUCUUGAUUAUCCAGUCAAACCAACUCUAUUUCUAGAGUUUACAGGCUCUCCACAAAGUGUUGAGGAACAAAUAGAGAUAGUCAGUAUGCUCGCUAAAGAUAAUGGCAGUUCAGACUUUAUAUGGGAAACUGAUCAUGAAGCUAGAAACAAAUUAUGGAAAGCACGUCAUGAAUGGUGGUAUGCUGGACUAGCAUUAGAACCAGGCAAAAAAGGCUAUUCUACUGAUGUGUGUGUGCCUAUCUCAAAGUUACCACACGUUUUAAUAGAAACUAAAAAUGAUUUAGAUGCAUAUACCAUCACUGCUCCUAUCAUAGGUCAUGUAGGAGAUGGUAAUUUUCAUUGUAUGAUGGUAGUAGAUACUGAUAAUAAAGAAGAAUUGAAAACAGCUAAAGAAUUAGCAAACAAGAUGGCAAAGCGGUCUCUUCUAGUGGGUGGUACUUGUACUGGUGAACAUGGUAUUGGACGUGGGGAAAAUGAACUAUUGUUAGAGGAAUAUGGACCUAUUGGUAUUAAGACAAUGAUAGCUAUUAAGAGAAGUCUUGAUCCACACAUGAUUAUGAACCCAGGAAAAGUUAUUGAAAAAACUAUUUAA